Pochonia chlamydosporia 170 is the source of this 1650-nucleotide messenger RNA. Its product is annotated as GTP-binding protein. Bases 1 to 1650 code for a protein of 549 amino acids. The record is from RefSeq and is a predicted model, not a curated record. Gene Ontology annotation, molecular function: GTP binding. Gene Ontology annotation, cellular component: nucleolus. The transcript has 2 exons. Lineage: Eukaryota; Fungi; Ascomycota; Sordariomycetes; Hypocreales; Clavicipitaceae.
AUGGCGGGAACAAUUAACAAACCAAAGAAACCCAAGUCCAAGAGGGGCACGACUCGUCUCCGAAACAAGAUUGAAAAAGCGUCGGCAGCCAAACAGAAGAAGCAGCGCAAGCUCGCCAAAAAUAACCCAGAAUGGCGAUCCAAGUUAAAAAAGGAUCCCGGUAUCCCAAACUUGUUCCCGUACAAGGAGAAGCUGUUGCAAGAAAUUGAAGAGAAGCGAAUGAGAAAGGCGGCCGAGGCAGAGAAGAAGAGGGAAAUGGCAAAGGCGGCCAGAACUGGCACUGUCCAGGGGAAAGCCGAGGAAGAAAUGGAAGAUGCUGAGAACGCCGUGGGCGACGCUGGGGCCAUGGACGAUGAAUUCAUGGACGAGGAUGUGGACGAGUCGAAUCCCAUGGCUGCACUGCUGGCUAGCGCGAGGGCUGCAGCGGUGCAGUACGAUAAGGAUUUGGCGGACAGCGAUGGCAUGGACGACGACGAUGAGGAGGACGACGACAGCGAUGAUGCAGGGCACGGCGGUUUGAACGACAUGUCUGUCGGCCAGGCUUCCUCUCGCAAGACGUACGACAAGGUCUUUAAGCAGGUUGUUGAGCAGGCGGAUGUGGUUUUGUAUGUGUUGGACGCACGAGAUCCAGAGGGUACUCGGUCACGAGAGGUUGAGCGAAGCAUCAUGGCCGCUGCUUCUGGUGGCAAGCGUCUCAUCCUGGUUCUCAACAAGGUCGAUCUGAUCCCGCCCAAGGUCCUGCGAGACUGGCUCGUCUACCUGCGACGGUAUUUCCCCACGCUGCCUCUGCGUGCGUCUGGUGCUGCGCCAAACGCCCACGUCUUCAACCACCGCGACUUGACUGUCCAAAGCACAUCGGCAACCCUGUUCAAAGCGCUCAAGAGCUUCGCUGCCAGCCGUCAACUAAAGCGCGCCGUGUCCGUUGGCGUCAUUGGGUACCCCAACGUCGGCAAAUCCUCCGUAAUAAACGCCUUGUUGAGCAGAAUGAGCGGCAAGGGCGGCAGCUCCUCCAAGGCGUGUCCUGCUGGUGCCGAGGCUGGCGUCACCACAAGUAUUCGCAGCGUCAAGAUCGACAGCAAGCUGACACUCCUCGACUCUCCUGGUGUUGUCUUCCCAUCCUCCUCGUCCAUCCAGUCCGGCGGGCUCGUCAACCUCAAGAACGCAACUGAAGCGCAUGCCCAUCUUAUUCUACUUAAUGCCGUUCCCCCUAAGCAGAUUGACGACCCCGUCCCCGCAGUCAGCUUGCUGAUCCGUCGACUGUCCUCAUCGCCAGAUCUGAUGCAGAAGCUCACGGAUGUAUAUGACAUUCCUGCCCUUUUGCCCAACCGACUGGACGGCGAUGUUACGACCGAUUUUUUGGUGCAGGUCGCUCGCAAGAGAGGUAGAUUGGGUCGCGGCGGUGUUCCGAAUAUCAAUGCGGCGGCAAUGGCUGUCGUGACGGACUGGCGGGAUGGGCGUAUCCAGGGAUGGGUUGAGCCGCCUGCGUUGACUGGCGAGGUGGCUGCUACGGGUAAUAAGAAGCUCAAGAAUGCGGGUGAGGAUGAGGUCAUGCCUGAUCAGAAGGAGAUUGUUACGGAGUGGGCUGCUGAGUUUAAGCUUGAUGGGCUGUGGGGGGAUGGUGCUGCCGGGGAGGAUGCUAUGGAGGAGUAA